This is a messenger RNA of Zalophus californianus (California sea lion), 724 nucleotides long. Its product is annotated as EKC/KEOPS complex subunit LAGE3-like. Bases 108 to 563 code for a protein of 151 amino acids. Lineage: Eukaryota; Metazoa; Chordata; Mammalia; Carnivora; Otariidae. The record is from RefSeq and is a predicted model, not a curated record. The transcript has a single exon. Gene Ontology annotation, cellular component: EKC/KEOPS complex.
GGAAAACAACAAAUAGUAUUUGUUGCUAAUGACAAAAUCUGAACUUUUGGUUAGCGGAGAGUGCAGGCGGCUUCGUGGUGGGCUCUGGGGAGCCGGACGCGGCAGCCAUGCAGGCCCUAGACGACGGCGACCGCAGCGGCAGCGAGGCCCGUGAGGCCGGUGCGGCGGGCGGAGCGGGCAGAGCCGGCGGCCAGGACCGCCAGCCUCGCCCUGGAGCUCCUGGUUGCCAGGGGCGCUCUGGCAGCCCCAUCAGCCCUGAUGAGGGCCCCGGCGGUGGCGAGAGAGCAGAGGGCGAGGCGGCCGGUGCCCCUCCUCAGGCCGGGCAGGCACCGCAGGCCCUGGGGCCUGGUGGGGAUGCGGUGCCCGUAGCUGUGGCAGCGGCAAGCCGAGUGCUGGAGUUCACGCUCACUGUGCCUUUCCGGUCACCCCUGGAGGCAGAGAGGGCCCGCAGGUCCCUGGCCCCACAUGCCCAACACCACCAAGGGGUGGUUCAGAAGGAGCUUACAGUGAAGCGCAGCGCCCUGGCCGUUAGAUGGACUGCUGAAGACCCCGUCUUCUUCUGAAUUUCGAUCAACUCCUUCCUCGACCAGCUUUCCCUGGUGAUCCGAAACAUUCGGGGCUUUGGGUCCCCUCCUCCAGGAAGCCGAGGCCCAGGAAAGGGAGCUGAGGCCUAGUCUUGUGCCCCCUACUAGGCAAGGCACAGGGAGUUGGUACUUGGAGUUAA